Messenger RNA from Lathyrus oleraceus (garden pea), 1224 nucleotides. RefSeq lists its product as uncharacterized. Lineage: Eukaryota; Viridiplantae; Streptophyta; Magnoliopsida; Fabales; Fabaceae. The record is from RefSeq and is a predicted model, not a curated record. The coding region runs from base 1 to 1224 and encodes 407 amino acids. The transcript is spliced from 5 exons.
AUGCAAAUUGAAGAGUUGAUCAAAGGUGAGGGGUAUUGUAACAUAAAGUGUUUAUGGUAUUGGAAUCCUAACUUUUCUUUUUCUCAUGGACUUCGGCCUUUGAACAAUGACAAUGAUGUGUUAAGGUUAAUGAAAGAUGUUAGAGGAUUUAAAGGAGGAGAUGAAGAAGUUAAUAUUGAGGGAACAAAUGAAGAAGUAAAUGUUGAGGGAGCAGGUGAAGAAGUUAAUGUUGAGGGAGCAGAUGAAAAAGUUAAUGUUGAGGGAGCAGAGGAAGAGAGUGAAAUAGAUCCAUAUUAUAACAUGAGUAGUGAGGAUGACGAGAAAUACGAGGACGAUGAGGAAGAUGACAUUGAUGAGAUGAAUUUAGGUGCUGAUGUUGAUGUGCUUCAUACUCCACCCGAUAGUGAUGUGGAAGAUGAUAUGGGAAGGUUUCUAACUUUUAAGGAAACUACAAAACUUGAAGUAAGGAUGAUGUUCAAGGAUAAAUUGAAAAUCAAAGAUACCAUAAAGAAGUAUGCAAUCUUCAACAAGAAGAAUCUUGUGUUCAAGAAAAAUGACAAGAAGAGAAUGGUUGUUAAAUCUAUAGAUGGUUGUCCAUUUUAUAUUAGGUUUAACAUGAAGACUAUCAACCAAUAUUGGCAACACGUUAGCCUAACUGAUCGACAUGGUUGUCAUAGGACAACCAAGAAUAGACAAGUGAAAACGGAUUGGAGUUAUGUUGAGGAGUUGUUAAAGUCAAAUCCAAACUCUACAGUUAAAAUUAAGUGUGAAGACUCAGAUGGUUGUCCUGUUUUUGUAAGAAUAUAUGUGUGCUUAGAAGUUUGUAAGGCAGCAUUUGCAACUACUUGUAUGCCUCUAAUUAGAUUCGAUGCUUGUCUUCGGAAAGGUGACUUCGGAGGUCAGUUAAUAGGUGUUGUUAAUAAGGAUGGAAAUAACAAGAUUUAUCUAAUCACUUAUGUCGUUGUGGAAGCUGAAACAAAAGACUCUUGGCAAAUGUUCCUUAAGCUAUUACUCGAAGAAUUACAAUCCAUUCAAUACAAGGAAUACAGAUUUAUAUCAGAUCAACAGAAGGGGUUGGUACCGACUAUUCUUGAGACAAGCCAAAAUGUUGAACAUAGAUUAUGUGUUAAACACUUGUAUAGAAAUUGGAGGAAGAAAUAUCAUGGGAUAUUGAUGAAGGGAGAUUUAUGGAGGGCAGCUUGGGCCACAACAUUACCUGGUUAA